AUGGAGAAACAAGAAGAAGACUUGGAUUCCACAGCAGUCGAUAUAUCGGCCAGCUCUGACCGAAAUGGAAAGAAACGGACCUCGGGAAUUUCGGCAUUUUUGCGCGUAUUCACUUAUGGUCAACCGCUUGACUAUGUCCUCGAAUUCACUGCCAUUCUCGCUGCUAUCGGUUCCGGUGUGGCCAUGGCAAUGAUGAACCUUGUCAUCGGCCAGCUGAUGAACAUCAUGAGCGAUCCCAUGCUCAGCACCAGAGACCCAGACCAGUUCAUGGCUGCUGUCAGCAAGAACGCUCUUUAUUUCGUCUAUAUCGGCAUAGCUCGGUUUUGUUGCACUUACAUAUACUCGACGCUGUUUACAUACGUCGCCUUCAAGGUGACACGCAAUGUCCGAUACUCUUACCUACGAGCAGCUUUGAGCCAGGAGGUUAGCUUUUUCGACCAUGGCACCUCUGGUUCCAUUUCCAUGCAGGCUACGUCCAAUGGAAAGUUGAUCCAGUCAGGGAUCGCAGAGAAGCUAGGUCUUUUCUUUGCAUCCAUUGCCACUUUCUUCGCAGCCUUCGUUAUCGCCUUUACCAGUUACUGGAAGCUCACCUUGAUUCUCAUCUGCAUCCUACCAGCUCUGAUGCUUGUCAUUGGCGCAAUGGCUACCAUUGACGCUGGCAUCGAUGCCAAGAACCUCCAAAUACUCGCCCAAGCAGCCACAUAUGCCGAGAGUGCUCUGAGCAAUGUUCGCGCCAUAAAAGCAUUCAGUCUUGAGUCAAGAAUCAUCCAUAAGUAUACUUCUUUCCUUGAUAAUUCCCGAAGACUUGGAAACAAGAAGUCUGGUGUAUAUGGAAUCAUGUUUGGGUGGCAAUACUUUGUCAUCUACGCUGGAAUGGCUCUGGCUUUUUGGCAAGGAAUCGCAAUGAUAGCUCGCCAGGAGGUGGACGGCAUUGGUACGGUCUUCACAGUGCUAUUCUCGGUCAUCAUCGGCUCGACUUCAAUCAACGGAAUUGCACCGAACAUAUCGUCCUUCGUUCGUGCCGCUACCGCAGCUUCAGAACUUUUUGCUCUGAUCGAUAGGACUUCAGAUAUAAACCCCCUGGACGAAUCUGGCCAGAGACCCAUUGGCAUUUCUGGCGUCAUUAACAUUCAGGGAGUCAGCUUCAGUUAUCCUACAAGGCCAGAUAUGCGAGUUCUGGAGAACUUUUCUCUUCACAUUCCCGCCGGAAAAGUCACGGCCCUCGUGGGCACAAGCGGUUCUGGGAAAAGCACCAUCAUUGGCCUUCUAGAAAGAUGGUAUAACCCUGAUUCCGGCGUUAUUAACCUUGACGGUGUCAGUAUCCGGGACUUGAGCCUCACCUGGCUUCGAACUACGAUGCGACUAGUCCAACAGGAACCUGUUUUGUUCAAUGGCACGGUCUUUGAGAACAUUGCCAAUGGUCUCGUGGGGACCUCUUGGGAGACAGCUUCACGGGCUGACCAGAUGCAACGAGUUGAAUACGCUGCCAAACUUGCUUUUGCAGACGAUUUCAUCACCAACCUUCCAGAUGGGUACAACACGCCCAUUGGCGAGAGAGGUGGACUCCUCUCUGGUGGACAGAAACAACGAAUUGCUAUCGCGCGGAGUGUCAUCUCCGAACCCAAGAUUCUGCUGCUCGAUGAAGCGACAAGCGCUCUCGACCCGCAUGCCGAAGGUAUUGUACAGCAGGCGUUGGACAGUGUCUCCAAAGAUAGAACCACGAUUGUCAUAGCCCAUAAGCUUGCCACCAUCCGGAACGCAGAUAACAUUGUGGUCAUGUCCAAGGGCAAGAUUAUCGAGCAGGGAAAGCACGAUGAUCUGGUGGCUCUCAAUGGCGCUUAUGCGAAGUUGGUUAAGGCACAGGAUCUUUCAGUCGAAAAGAAAGAUGCGACCGACGAGAACACCGACGAUGAGGUAACAGCGACGGUAGAGCCUGUCCAGUCACUCGUUAAAUACGAAACUGCCGUUGAUCAGCGACUCGCAUCUCAGAUGGACGUGGAGGAUUUCAACCUUCACAAGCACACAGGAUUGAUUUACACCAUUUGGAAACUCAUCCGUUCCUCCUCUGAGAUCAAGGUUUGGUACAUGCUUGCAUUCAUCACCUGUGUUCUGGGAGCUGCUGUCUAUCCUGGACAGACACUACUCCUUUCCAAGAUUAUGGAAGUCUUCAGUUCUUCAGACAUGGUCGACAAUGGAAACUUCGUAUCUUUGAUGUACUUCGUCGUUGCUCUAGGUAGCUUGGCGGUGUACUUCGUCAUGGGUUGGACAACGAAUGUUAUUGGACAGACUCUCAGCCAAAACGUCCGCAAAGGUCUCUUGAGUGGGAUACUGAAACAGGACCUUCGGUUUUUUGACAGACCAGAGAACGCUGUCGGCGCCCUUAACAGCCGUAUCGACUCUCAGGCACAAGCCAUCCUCGAGCUCAUGGGUUUCAACGUUGCCUUGGCUUUCUUGUCAUUCAUCAACGUCAUUGCCAGCAGCAUCCUUUCUCUCGCAUACUCUUGGAAGCUCGGUUUGGUCGGUGUUUUCGCUGGCAUGCCUCCUUUACUACUAUCAGGCUAUGCUCGUAUUCGUAUCGAGACGUCAAUGGAUUCCAACAUUGAUAAGAUGUUCUCAGCAAGUGCUUCGUUGGCAUCCGAGACUGUUAACGCCAUUCGCACGGUUUCUUCUCUAGCGAUUGAAAAAGGCAUUCUAAAGAGGUACACCAACGAGCUAGACACUGCCAUUUCAAGCUCGACCGUGCCACUUUUCAACAUGAUGGUUUGGUUUUCUCUCACCCAAUCCAUCGAGUUUUUCAUCCUUGCUCUUGGGUUCUGGCUUUCAAGGUGGGGGUCGAAGCUAGUUACCCAAGGGGAGAUCACAUUUCCUCAGUUCAUCGUUUCUUUCAUGGGUGUUUUCUUUUCUGGCCAGGCUGCCGUGAGCAAGCUCUAUCCCCCGGCCAUAGGCAGCCCUAACACCUCAAUUGCAGGCUUCACCAAAGCCAACUCGGCCGCUAAUUACUACUUUUGGCUCCUCGGCCUGCAGCCAACCAUCCAGGAUACAGACGAGAACAGGAAAAGGGGCCCAGAGCGUGGCUGCAACUCCAUAGAUUUCCAAGACAUCCAGUUUUCGUACCCAUUUGCCCCUGACAAGCGAGUCCUAAAGGGCGUGUCCCUUACUGUAGGUACUGAUCAAAGUCAGAAGGCACAUUCAACUGACAUCCCACAGAUUGAACGCGGACAGUUCGUUGCUUUCGUCGGCGCUUCGGGCUGUGGUAAAAGUACCAUGAUAGCCCUCCUCGAGCGCUUCUACGACCCUACCAGCGGCAUCAUCAGAAUUGAUGGUUCCGCCUCCCUCACCGACAUCAGCCCCCGCCUCUACCGUAGCAAUUUAGCCUUAGUGCAACAGGAACCGACACUCUUCCCCGGAAGCAUCCGAGAUAACAUCGCAGCAGGUAUUGAUGUCAGCGCCGAAGAACAGCUCCUCAUCAAGGAUGACGUAAUCGAAACAGCUUGCCGGGCGGCUAAUGCCUGGGACUUUGUCAGCUCCCUCCCCGACGGCCUAAACACCCUUUGCGGGCAAGGCGGCAGCCAACUUUCCGGAGGACAAAGACAGAGAAUAGCCAUCGCUCGCGCUCUCAUCCGCAACCCUAGUGUAAUCCUUCUAGAUGAGGCGACCAGUGCGCUGGACACUGAGUCUGAAAAGAUUGUGCAGAAGGCAUUGAUGGAGGUUGCGGUCACAGAUGAUCGUAUCACCAUUGCCGUUGCGCACCGUCUGUCGACGAUUCGCGAGGCGAAUUCAAUCUGCGUGUUCUAUGAGGGCAGGAUUGUUGAGUCUGGCACGCAUGAUGAUCUCGUUCGCCAAGGCGGGAUAUACAAGAAGAUGUGUGAGGCUCAGAGCCUAUAG
Messenger RNA from Colletotrichum spaethianum, 3885 nucleotides. RefSeq names its product leptomycin B resistance protein pmd1. Gene Ontology annotation, cellular component: membrane. The transcript has 10 exons. The record is from RefSeq and is a predicted model, not a curated record. Gene Ontology annotation, molecular function: ABC-type transporter activity; ATP binding; ATP hydrolysis activity. The coding region runs from base 1 to 3885 and encodes 1294 amino acids. Lineage: Eukaryota; Fungi; Ascomycota; Sordariomycetes; Glomerellales; Glomerellaceae. Gene Ontology annotation, biological process: transmembrane transport.